AUGAAUGGGAGUCCAGUGGAUGUGACUCUUGAUCCUGAUACAGCACAUCCAAAACUCAUCCUGUCUGAAGAUGGGAAACAAGUUAUAUUUGGAGAUGUAUGGCAGGAUCUCCCUUACAACCCAGAAAGGUUUGAUACUUGUGUCAAUGUCCUGGGAAAGGAGGGUUUCUCCUCAGGGAGAUUCUACUAUGAUGUUCAGGUGAAGGGGAAGACAAGGUGGACUAUUGGAGUGGCCAGAGAGUCCAUCAACAGGAAGGGGAAGAUUACAGUGAGCCCUGAAAAUGGAUACAGGACACUGUGGCUUAGAAAUGGAGAGUACAAGGCUCUCUCUGGCCCCUCUGUCCCCCUCUCCCUGAGAGCGAAGCCCCAGAAGGUGGGGGUGUUUGUGGAUUAUAAGGAGGGCCAGGUCUCCUUCUAUAAUGUGGAGGCCAGGUCUCAUAUCUACUCUUUCACUGGCUACACCUUUACUGAGAAACUUUAUCCAUAUUUUGGCCCCUGUCUUAUUGACAGAGGUAAAAACUCAGCCCCACUGAUCAUCACUCCUGUAGAUAUCACUGACUUUCAUAUCAAACAUUGA
Molecule: messenger RNA, 576 nt
Organism: Oncorhynchus mykiss (rainbow trout)
Lineage: Eukaryota; Metazoa; Chordata; Actinopteri; Salmoniformes; Salmonidae
Source: RefSeq, a predicted model, not a curated record